Messenger RNA from Cynara cardunculus var. scolymus (artichoke), 1022 nucleotides. RefSeq names its product acid phosphatase 1. The transcript has 3 exons. The record is from RefSeq and is a predicted model, not a curated record. The coding region runs from base 69 to 851 and encodes 260 amino acids. Gene Ontology annotation, molecular function: acid phosphatase activity. Lineage: Eukaryota; Viridiplantae; Streptophyta; Magnoliopsida; Asterales; Asteraceae.
UCUCUUUGUUGUUUCCAUCAUAAAUCAUUUCAAAUUUUCUUUCUACGGUCAUUACACUUGUAAGCCACAUGAUCUUCAACACGAUGAAACGUCAAGUGUUAUUCCUUAUACUUGUGUUAUCAAGGACGGUUACAAGCACAAAAAAAUUUGAUCACUCGUCUCUGCGGAUUGAUGGUCGAAUGGUGGAGUUGUCAUUGAGCUAUUGUUUGAGUUGGAGGCUAGCAGUGGAGACAAACAACAUAAAAGGAUGGCGUACCAUCCCUAUUCAAUGUCUCCAUCACGUUGAGGCAUACAUGAUUGGAGGACAAUACGAAUCUGAUCUAGACUUGAUUGUUGAUCAUAUCAGCAGUUACAUCGACGAUAUUAUCUUGUCAGACGACGGAUUAGAUGCUUGGAUCUUGGAUGUCGAUGAUACUUGCCUUUCAAAUAUAUUCUAUUAUAAAGGAAAGCGAUUCGGGGUCGACCCAUACGACCCACAAGCAUUCAAGGAAUGGGCAUCGAGAGGAAUUUGUCCAGCGAUUCCUUCAAUCCUACGAUUGUUUUUUAAACUGAUCGAAAGAGGUUUUAAGGUGUUCCUAAUAACUGGAAGAGACGAAACGACAUUUGCACAACCGACCCUUCACAACUUGCACUUUCAAGGAUUCUUUGGCUUUGAAAGACUCAUUUUAAGGAGUGAAGCAUACAAAGGGCAAAGUGGUAUGGUUUACAAAUCAGAAAUUAGAAGGAAAUUGGUGGAAGAAGAAGGGUUUAGAAUUUGGGGAAAUGUUGGUGAUCAAUGGAGUGAUCUUCAUGGCCAAUUUCUUGCCAAUGCAUCUUUCAAACUUCCAAAUCCUAUGUAUUUUGUACCCUAAAAAUACAUGGUUUUUUAUAUGAAUGAGUUUUUUUUUAAUCAACAAAUAUUGAUGUAAUAGGUUGAAAGAUGAUUGGUCCAUUUUGGUUAGUGUAUAUGCCUAAAAGCCAAUCAUUAGAUUAUUCUAUUUGGAUAUUGUGUUAUGAUAUUUAUUAAUGAAAAGUAUUCUCAA